Temnothorax curvispinosus is the source of this 1008-nucleotide messenger RNA. Its product is annotated as alpha-glucosidase-like. The record is from RefSeq and is a predicted model, not a curated record. The coding region runs from base 1 to 1008 and encodes 335 amino acids. The transcript is spliced from 5 exons. Gene Ontology annotation, biological process: carbohydrate metabolic process. Lineage: Eukaryota; Metazoa; Arthropoda; Insecta; Hymenoptera; Formicidae.
AUGACUGAAGCAUACACUUCAUUAGAAAACACGAUCAAAUACUACAACUACGACUCCCACAUUCCUUUCAAUUUUAAUUUUAUCAUGAAUGUGACUGCUGCCUCGAAUGCUACUACGUUUAAAAGAAUAAUCGAAGAGUGGAUGAAGGCGAUGCCCAAAGACAGUGUCGCUAACUGGGUGAUGGGCAAUCAUGAUCGCAAUCGUACUGCUUCGCGUUUCCCCGGAAGGGCCGAUCAAAUGACGAUGUUAGCCAUGAUACUGCCAGGCGUGGCAGUGACAUACUACGGCGAAGAAAUUGGGAUGGUUGAUAAGAUGGACAUAUCUUGGACAGAUACACAGGAUCCUCAAGCGUGUAACGCGGGCAAAGACAAGUACAAAAGUCGGUCUCGCGAUCCCGUUCGCACACCAUAUCAAUGGAAUUUUUCCACAAAUGCAGGUUUCAGUAAAGCGGCUAAAACUUGGUUACCAGUUCACGACAAUUUUAUCAAUGUAAAUUUAUUACUACAAAAAAAUAUUGAUGACUCUCACUAUCAUGUUUAUCGCGCUCUGACGCAGCUACGUAAUACAUCGAACGCACUCAAACUUGGAUCAUUGACUACUAAUGUCAUAAAUAAUACCGUUUUGUAUGUUCUACGUAAAACGAGCGAAGAAGCUGUGACAUUAUUAAUAAACUUCUCAGACAAAGAGAAACAAGUGAUUGAUUUAACGGAAGUCUUAACGGGAUUCAAGAACGGUAAAGUUAAAAUAGCGAGUGUAGGUUCCGGAAUAAAGCAAAACCAAGAUGUUGAGCUAAACAAAGUUAGUAUCCCACCGGCAGGUUCAGUAGUCUUUCUAGCUAACUCUAAAGCUCCACCAAAUUCUAUAGUUCCUGAUUUCGAAGGAUUGGCGGUGUGGACGCAGGCCAGCAGAGGGUCGGCGGAGGAUCAACGAAGGAUCGGCGGAGGAACUGUCGAAAAUCAGCCAGCGUUUCACCCAUAUACCCGUAAAUGCGGCUUUCUCGGGCUAUGA